This is a messenger RNA of Aethina tumida (small hive beetle), 1052 nucleotides long. RefSeq lists its product as uncharacterized. The record is from RefSeq and is a predicted model, not a curated record. The coding region runs from base 88 to 591 and encodes 167 amino acids. Lineage: Eukaryota; Metazoa; Arthropoda; Insecta; Coleoptera; Nitidulidae. The transcript has 3 exons.
GUUCAAUUGCAUCUUGCCAUAUAUAAAACAAGAUUGCCAGAGAAAAAUCAGUAGACAAAAACCAACCGUCGCGGUACCACCACCAAAAUGAGAACCAUUAUUUUAGCAACGUUACUGGUGACAGUUUUCGGCGGCCACAUUCAGCACAGCGACAAGGCGACAUCGUACCAGAAUUUCGAAAUAGAACACCACCACGCCGUUCCCACUUAUGUUAAAGGGGAGGACGCGCAGUUCCUCCACCAUCCCGUGUCCAAGGGCAGGACAGCUUCCAAAGUGGAAGUCCACCACGGGGACAAACACGACCACGGUUAUGCCAUCACGGACGUCGAGAGCAACCAGGGACACGCAACUGGUUACGACCUUGGAGGAGAGCACAGUCAAGUCCAGUACGUUCAGGACCAAAGCCCACAGUACUACCAGUAUCAACCAGAAGAAAACCAGAAGCACGAACAACCACAAUAUCAAACCAUAAACGCCAAUCAGUACCAACAUUUUGCUGACGCAGCUGUGGGCAAGUUGGCCCAGCAACAGGGCUUCGGAGGUUACCAGGGAGUUGGACAGUACGAAGCUUACCCUCAACGUCAUCAUUAACCAUCCCACAAGUUCGAUACGUCUAGUCAACAUUUUGAAUCGCAGUUACGUUUUUUAUUCGGUUUGCUUUCACGUAUUAGAAAAUCUCUCGCAGGAAGUGGCGAUCGCGUUUUGUUUUCAAACGAAAAAUUGCGCAACAUGGGCGGUUCCUAAUGUAGUUUGAAUGGGUCCGUGGAAAAUUUCAUUUCACAGCGUUUAUCUCGUUUAUUAAUUGAAGGAUUUUACUUUCUACCGGUUUCAUACAUCAGUCUUUUAAAGAGAUGAAAGUGAAAUUACAUGAGGCAGAUGCUUAUUUUAAACAAUGUUUGUUGAUGGCAACUUUAAUUUGGUCAGUUAUUAUUUAUUUUGUGUUCCACUUGGUUUAUCACAAACUAUUUUUGUCUGUUAAAUAUAUGUUUGUUGUUUAUCUUGUAACUAAUGUUUUAUUUACCUAAGAUUGUUACAGUGACCUUCCUGCUUGU